UCGCGAUAACAGCUCAACGUCGCCGCCCACAGAGGGAACACAAUUAUCGCGCUUUUCAAUAUAUAAUAAUUACGCGACCCUUUCAAAAGUGUACAAGUACAGGGGUGCAGAGGUGGAAACAAACAGAGGCUAUUAUAAGCAGUUCCAGCAGACAGCAGCGGGACAGAGAGACAGAGGAAUAGAGCUCUGUGAAUGGACGAGGGACAUAGAAGGAGGAGAAGGGCCUCUGUUCCCUAACUAAACCUGGAAAAAAACAACAACCAACCCUGCUGAAGGAUUAACUCCCUGUCCGUGCUGACAUGGCCCUGCCCUCGGUGAUGGUGUUGCCCCUGCUGAUAGUAUUAGCGGCAGGGGUCUAUUACAUCUACAAUGAGGUCAUGCACUUUAUGUCCAAGUCCUUAGUGCGAAACAAAGUGGUGGUGAUCACUGAUGCUGUGUCCGGGGUGGGAACUGAGUGUGCCCAUCUCUUCCAUAAGGGUGGCGCCAGACUUAUUCUGUGUGGGACUAGCUGGGAUAAACUGGAAUCUCUGUAUGACUCUCUGACAAAUGACGCUGACCCCAGAGAGACGUUUGCCCCAAAGCUGGUGAUCCUGGACUUUAGCGACAUGUACAGCAUGGAAGACGUGGUGGCUGAAGUGUUGGAGUGCUAUGGCUGUGUGGAUGUGUUGAUCUGUAAUAGCAGUAUGAAGCUGAAGGCCCCAGUACAGAGUGUCUCCCUGGAACUGGACAGAAACAUCAUGGACAUUAACUACUUCGGCCCCAGCACUCUGGCCAAAGGUGUUCUUCCAACAAUGAUCUCAAGAAGAUCAGGGCAGAUUGUGCUGGUCAACAGCAUCCAGGGAAGACUGGCUGUUCCAUUUAGAAGUUCAUAUGCUGCAUCUAAGCAUGCGGCGCAGGCCUUCUUUGACUGCCUGCGGGCUGAAGUGGAGGAGUAUGGGAUCGUUGUCAGCACCAUCAGUCACACCUUCAUCAACGCCUCCGACCCGCCGCCUGUCGAGGAACCCGCUCCUAAACCAAACACUCUGUCUGCAUUUAUUGCCAGACAGAUGACCCACGGCGUGCGUCCGUCAGUUCUGGCCAAUGAGAUUAUGCAAACGGUCAACAGGAAGAGGAAGGAAGUUGUGAUGGCCCACCCCAUCCCCAGGGUGGCCGUCUACCUCCGCUCCCUCAUCCCCUCCUUCCUCUUUGCUGUGCUGGGUGCUGGAGUGAAGGACUCAGUCCUGGCUGAGCAGAUGUAGUAGGAGAAAGGCUGAAAUACAGGAUGGGAUCAUACAGAGAUGUGAUAGAAAGCAUGGAUUUUUUGGAUAUGGUAGAUUAGUGAAAGUAUGUGCUGCAUAAGGCGGGAUCACAAACUGGGCAAAGCAAGCAACUGCACCAGGAUCCCAACCCCUUGAGGACCAUCAGGUUCAUCAUGUGGCAAUUAGUCUUUGCUAACUGAAAGCUAAAAUCCUUAAGAUUUGAAUGAAAACAACCCUGUCUUUCAUAGUAUUUGUGAGUAUAGGUUAAACAAUUACAAAACAAACUGCAAAUCAAAAAUAUGUAAUAAAUAUUGAGCUUGAAUCUUG
This is a messenger RNA of Scatophagus argus, 1565 nucleotides long. RefSeq names its product dehydrogenase/reductase (SDR family) member 7Cb (gene dhrs7cb). Gene Ontology annotation, cellular component: sarcoplasmic reticulum membrane. The coding region runs from base 300 to 1238 and encodes 312 amino acids. NCBI's taxonomy places the organism in Eukaryota, Metazoa, Chordata, Actinopteri, Scatophagidae. Gene Ontology annotation, biological process: regulation of release of sequestered calcium ion into cytosol by sarcoplasmic reticulum. The transcript has 8 exons. The record is from RefSeq and is a predicted model, not a curated record. Gene Ontology annotation, molecular function: all-trans-retinol dehydrogenase (NAD+) activity.